ACGAGGAAAGAGCAAAAAGAGAAUCAUCGAGUUUAUUCCGACCCGAAACAGAAAAGAGAGGUGUUCAACCUCUAGUUCUACUUCUUCAACCUCUCGUCAUCUUUUUUUUUUACAUUAUUUUACCCCUUUUUUGCAUCGUCGUCUUCUAAUUUUCUCUCUCCUAGAAAAUCAAAAUCCUCUCACUUUUUGCUCCGAAAGAACACUUUGAUACUCGUCGUUAAUUUGCGCCGAUUUUCCUCCCCUUUUAAUGGCCUUCCUACGUCAAAUUCUCGUUUGAUUUAGUUCAAUCCAUUUGCGAAUUUUAGCUGUGAUUUUGGUAAAUAACCGGAUAAUCAAAAUUGAAAAUAAAAAACAGUCGAAAAUUCGAGGAAUAUUAAAGGAGAAAAUUUGGAGGGAACGCAAAAAUAUAAUGGGGGCAGCUGGGUCCAAAUUGGAGAAAGCCCUCGGUGAUCAUUUUCCUGAAGGGGAGAGAUAUUUUGGGCUUGAGAAUUUCGGCAACACUUGCUACUGCAACAGCGUUUUGCAGGCUCUCUAUUUCUGUGUCCCAUUUCGUGACAAAUUACUAGAGUACUAUGAGAAGAACAAAAAUCCUGCUGAUCCAGAGGAAAAUUUGCUCACGUGUUUGGCAGAUUUAUUCACUCAGAUAAGUUCCCAGAAGAAAAAAACAGGUGUAAUUGCUCCCAAACGCUUUGUACAGAGAGUAAGGAAAGAAAAUGAGCUUUUCCGUGGUUACAUGCAUCAGGAUGCUCAUGAAUUCCUGAACUUUUUGUUGAAUGAACUUGUUGAUAUUCUGGAGAAAGAAUCUUCUGCAGCAAAAGAUAGCUCAGAAAAUUCUUCUUCUGAUAAGAUUGCAAAUGGACCAAGAAAUGGCCUUGCCAAUGGUGUACAGAAGGAACCUCUUGUUACUUGGGUUCAUAAAAAUUUUCAGGGUAUAUUGACAAAUGAAACGAAGUGCCUAAGGUGUGAGACCGUCACGGCUAGAGAUGAGACAUUCUUCGAUUUAAGUCUUGAUAUAGAACAGAACAGCUCCAUUACUAGUUGCCUUAAGAAUUUCAGCUCCACUGAAACUCUAAAUGCCGAGGAUAAAUUCUUCUGUGACAAAUGCUGUAGUUUGCAAGAAGCUCAGAAGAGAAUGAAGAUUAAAAAGCCACCUCACAUCCUUGUGAUUCACCUAAAGCGUUUCAAGUACAUUGAGAAUCUCGGUCGGUACAAGAAGCUCUCUUAUCGAGUCGUGUUCCCAUUGGAGCUAAAAUUAACCAACACGAUGGAGGAUGCAGACUCAGAGUACUCCUUAUUUGCAGUGGUUGUACAUGUGGGGACUGGACCAAACCAUGGUCACUACGUCAGCCUUGUGAAAAGCCACAACCACUGGUUGUUCUUUGAUGACGAGAAUGUUGAUAUAAUAGACGAGUCUGCCGUUCAGACUUUCUUUGGAUCAGCUCAAGAGUAUUCUAGCAACUCAGAGCACGGGUAUAUCUUAUUCUAUGAAAGGCUUACAAGCGUCACAAGUUAACCAAAAUUUUGAUUGAUUUCCGACUUCUUGUCUCUACUCCUGUCAUGUCAUCAUGUGUUUGUGUGAAAUGAGCUCGAAAACCUCAGUAUGUUCUGUUGUACAGAGAAUGAAGUAUCGUUUUUUCCUUUACAUUCUCUUUAGUUUCCCAAGGGAACAACAAUAAAUUCGACUGUAAAUGACAGUUUGGAGAAAGAUGUUCACUAACUUAAGGGCUGCCGAUAAUUGUGAAUCGGUUUAUAUACACUUGAGCUCGUGACUGUUGGUCUUUGCUCUGCCUUUUGACUAGCUGGGCUAUAUCAAUAUUCAUUGGUUAGUAACUUCUUGGAA
Spinacia oleracea (spinach) is the source of this 1840-nucleotide messenger RNA. Its product is annotated as ubiquitin carboxyl-terminal hydrolase 4. Gene Ontology annotation, molecular function: cysteine-type deubiquitinase activity. Gene Ontology annotation, cellular component: cytosol; nucleus. The record is from RefSeq and is a predicted model, not a curated record. The transcript has 6 exons. NCBI's taxonomy places the organism in Eukaryota, Viridiplantae, Streptophyta, Magnoliopsida, Caryophyllales, Amaranthaceae. Bases 410 to 1513 code for a protein of 367 amino acids. Gene Ontology annotation, biological process: protein deubiquitination.